AUGGAGCACAUUAAAAGGUUUAAACUCAAACAUACACUCAUAAGUCCUACGACAAUAAGUAUAGCGGGUACUCUAUUGACAUUAUAUUUCUUAUCAAAAUUUUUGUUCUCAAUAUCACCUUCCAUUGCUAAUAUUAUUACAUUUCCUAUAACAUUAAUAUCAAUAAUAUUUUCACCUUCAUCAUCUACAAUAUCAGAAUCAUCAUCCACAUCAAUCUUUUUAAACCCCUACGUACCAAAUUUUAGAAAUAAUCCUGGUGUAGAAUUUUAUGAUCUGGCUAAUUAUCAAGGUAAUAAAGAUGGAUGGCAAAAAAAUGACCGAAUCUUAUUUUGUGUCCCAUUAAGAGAUGCAGCUGAACAUUUACCCAUGUUCUUUGAUCAUUUAAAUAAGAUGUCAUAUCCACAUAAUUCCAUUGACCUUUCCUUUUUAGUUAGUGAUUCAUCAGAUGAUACCAUGGGUGUAUUAUUAUCUAAUUUACAAAACGCUCAAUCUCAACAAGAUAAAUCCAAAAGAUUUGGUAACAUUGAAAUUUUCGAAAAGGAUUUUGGUCAAGUUAUUGGUCAAUCAUUCUCUGAUAGACAUGGAUUUGCAGCUCAAGGUCCAAGAAGAAAAUUAAUGGCAAGAGCUCGUAAUUGGUUGGGUUCCGUGGCUAUUAAACCUUAUCAUUCAUGGGUUUAUUGGAGAGAUGUAGAUGUAGAAACUAUCCCAAGAACCAUUAUGGAAGAUUUAAUGCAUCAUGAUAAAGAUGUCAUUGUUCCAAACGUUUGGAGACCAUUACCUGAUUGGUUAGGAAAUAUUCAACCAUAUGAUUUAAAUUCUUGGAAGGAAUCAGAAGGUGGAUUACAAUUAGCUGAUACAUUAGGUGAAGAUGAUGUUAUUGUGGAAGGGUAUCCUGAAUAUGCAACAUGGAGAUCACAUUUAGCUUAUAUGAGAGAUCCAAAUGGGAAUCCAGAAGAUGAAAUGGAAUUGGAUGGUAUUGGUGGUGUUUCCAUCUUGGCAAAGGCAAAAGUUUUCAGAACGGGAUCUCAUUUCCCAGCAUUCUCAUUUGAAAAACAUGCUGAAACUGAGGCAUUUGGGAAAUUAUCACGUAAGAUGAACUACAAUGUUAUUGGAUUACCUCAUUAUGUCAUAUGGCAUAUUUAUGAGCCAUCAAAGGAGGAUUUGAAACAUAUGGCUUGGAUGGCUGAAGAAGAGAAACGAAAAUUAGAGGAAGAGAAAUUAGAAGAGUUUUAUGAUAAGAUUUGGGAAAUUGGAUUUGAUGAUGUCAGAGAAGAUUGGGAAACGGAAAGAGAUUCCAUCCUGAAAAACAUUGAUUUUAAAGGGUCUGAAAAUGAUAUAUUCGUUGAUUGGUCAGAUGAUCCAGAAAAUGAAAAUAAUGAUAAAGCUAACAAAGCAAAUUCAAAUCAAAAUGCAAAGAAUGGACAAGGUAAUGGUGAAGGAGCCUCUGGUGAUAACCCUGGCCAAGCUCAAUAUCCAAAGGAAGUCCCAUUAGAAUUUGAUCCUGAUAAGAAUUGA
This is a messenger RNA of Naumovozyma dairenensis CBS 421, 1515 nucleotides long. RefSeq names its product Anp1p (gene ANP1). The transcript has a single exon. Gene Ontology annotation, molecular function: alpha-1,6-mannosyltransferase activity. The coding region runs from base 1 to 1515 and encodes 504 amino acids. The record is from RefSeq and is a predicted model, not a curated record. Gene Ontology annotation, cellular component: mannan polymerase complex. Gene Ontology annotation, biological process: cell wall mannoprotein biosynthetic process; protein N-linked glycosylation. NCBI's taxonomy places the organism in Eukaryota, Fungi, Ascomycota, Saccharomycetes, Saccharomycetales, Saccharomycetaceae.